Molecule: messenger RNA, 552 nt
Organism: Aspergillus versicolor CBS 583.65
Lineage: Eukaryota; Fungi; Ascomycota; Eurotiomycetes; Eurotiales; Aspergillaceae
Exons: 1
Coding region: 1-552 (183 amino acids)
Molecular function (GO): dioxygenase activity
Source: RefSeq, a predicted model, not a curated record
AUGGCCUUUGGUCUCCCAGCCGGCCAACUAUCCCAAGCCCCCAAUAUCCACAGCUGGUGGGACGCUGCAAAAAUUCAAGAGAUCGAAUCGUUCAAAGCGCAAUGCAACGAUCUGACGCUACGGAUUCUCCCCUGUUUGGCCGUGCACAUGGGCCUGCCAGAGUCCUUCUUCGCGGCAUCCCAUAACCAGGCCCUCCCCGGCAACGCGCUGAAAUUCAUGAAAUACCCCAAGAUGCCAUCGAAGCCUGGUCCCGACGGUCUUGCCGCUAGGUUAGCCCCGCACACCGACUGGGGAACACUCACGCUUCUAUUCACCGAAGCGCCUGGAUUGGAAGUGCGCGAUCCUGCUAAUAGCUGGCACGAUGUCCCGGUUAUCCCAGGCGGGAUUGUAGUUAACAUCGGCGACGCACUGUCCUUUUGGACGGGCAGGAAGCUGAAAUCGACUAUGCAUCGGAUCGCGUGGGAGAAGGUUCCUUUUGAUCAGGACCGUUAUAGUAUCCCUUACUUUGCGCAGCCGAGUUUUGGUGGGUGGUUUUAUACUGAUAUGGUUUGA